Molecule: messenger RNA, 1101 nt
Organism: Saccharomyces cerevisiae S288C
Lineage: Eukaryota; Fungi; Ascomycota; Saccharomycetes; Saccharomycetales; Saccharomycetaceae
Gene: PAL2
Product: Pal2p
Exons: 2
Coding region: 1-1101 (366 amino acids)
Cellular component (GO): nucleus; cytoplasm
Source: RefSeq, marked reviewed
AUGAAUCAAACAGGAAGGACCAUAGGCGGUCCUCAAAAUGGCGUGAAUACAGUGAUUAACCCCUUCAGAGUUUCUCCUUCAGAGGACAGAGUAUCAAGCAGGGAUGAAACGCCCAGGAAUUAUAAUAACCCAUUUUUAAAUGAAGAUGACACUAGGAGGGCCCAUAACAGUAGCGUUUCCAAUUCUAGACAAGAAAGACUCCCAUCAUAUGAAGAAGCUGCGGGGACACCGAAACAGCAAGCUCCAUACCCAAAAGAAAAGAAACGCAGUAGUGGUUCAAAUAGUCACCAACACAACCACCACCACCAUCGUCGUACAUCACACGGACAUAGGGACAAAGAUAAGCAGAAGAGCAAAAGCAGAACCAAGGUUAAGCCCCCUAAAAAUGUAGACACUAUUGACAAGAUGGAUGUUACAGGAUUAUUUGGCGGAUCUUUCCAUCAUGACGGCCCCUUUGAUGCAUGCACUCCACAGAGAAAUAAGAAUAAUAAAGUGGCGCCUGUACUGGCCUUCCCAGCAGAUGGUCCAAAUAAUACAGUAGGCGGCCGCACAAGUAAGAAGUCUACCUUAGAUGAGGUGUUUGGUAGGGAAACAGUAGACGACGAUUCUGAGACGCUGAACCAACUACAAGAUAGAGCAUAUUUAUUCAAUAAGGCCAAUUCCAGUACUACGACUUUGGAUGCGAUUAAACCGAAUUCAAAAAAUAUUACCCAGUUCGAUUCCAAAAUGAAAACUGAACUAGUCCAUGGGCCCAUUACGAUGGGUCUAGGCUCAACGACGUUCCUGGAUGGCGCACCAGCGUCUUCCGCUGCCAUAGAGCAAGAUGUUAUCAACCACGCACAAGAAUCUCGUAGGAAAAACAGCAUAGCAAGAAAAAAGUCUCUCCCCUCAAGAAGACAUCUACAAGUGAACAACAACAAUUUAAAGCUAGUGAAAACACAUAGUGGACACUUGGAGCAAAAGGACGUAGACGAUAAUAGAACUUCUGUUCCGGUCACUGCCACCCAAGGAAGCGGUCACGAAGAUGUUGUUAAAAAGGAAAACACCGGCAACAAGCUAUUAAGGAGGGUGAAAAGCUUGAAAACUAGUAAAAAGCACUGA